Molecule: messenger RNA, 4613 nt
Organism: Manihot esculenta (cassava)
Lineage: Eukaryota; Viridiplantae; Streptophyta; Magnoliopsida; Malpighiales; Euphorbiaceae
Product: mediator of RNA polymerase II transcription subunit 15a
Exons: 11
Coding region: 174-4217 (1347 amino acids)
Biological process (GO): regulation of DNA-templated transcription
Molecular function (GO): transcription coactivator activity; chromatin DNA binding
Source: RefSeq, a predicted model, not a curated record
GUUAAAAGUCGUUUUUGUUUGCGUUCUCUCUCUCUCUCUCUUCCCCUCUUCUUCUUCUUCUUUUACGAAGUCUUCCUGAUUAGAAACAACAUAGACGGCCACCAAACAGCGAGGAUCAGGAGGCUUCCAAUCUCAAGGUUUAGCAGCAUUUUGUUUUCCUUGGUUGGAAUCUGAUGGACAACACUAACUGGAGGCCUACUGCCCAAGGGGGAGAACCUGCAAUUGACACUGGUGAUUGGAGAGCUCAGUUGCCACCUGAUUCACGACAGAGAAUUGUUAAUAAAAUAAUGGAAACAUUGAAAAGACAUCUUCCAUUUUCUGGUCAAGAGGGACUAGAUGAACUCAAGAAAAUUGCUGAGCGAUUUGAAGAAAAGAUUUAUACCGCUGCCACAAGUCAGUCAGAUUAUCUGCGGAAAAUAUCAUUGAAGAUGCUUACAAUGGAGUCCAAAUCCCAAAAGCCCCAAGAUCACAAUCAAGGGCAGUCGCUUCCUCUUCCAUUGCCAGUUAAUCAGACGCGUCAGCAAUUGUUACCCCAGAACAUUCAGAAUAAUAUCACAUCUAUUGGGGUUCAAAGUUCUCCCAGUUUAACAUCUGUACUGCCUCAAGUUUCUGGUUUAACUCAGACUUCCAUUCCCAGUGUUGUUGGCCAGACUCCUAACAUGCAGAACAUUUCUGGAGUUCCACAAAACACAGCAGGGAAUUCUACAGGACAAGGGGUGCCUUCCAAUAUGUUUGCCAAUUCUCAGAGACAAAUGGCAGGAAGGCAACAGGUUGUUUCCCAACAGCAGCAGCAACAACAACAAUCCCAAAAUCCUCAGCAGUACCUUUAUCAGCAACAAUUACAACAACAACUUAUGAAGCAGAAGAUCCAGCAAGCAAAUCGACCACAUUCACUUGUGCAAUCUCAUAUCCAGCAACAGCAACAGCAGCAGCAAAACCUAUUACAGCCAACUCAGUUGCAAUCUUCUCAACAAUCUAGCAUGCAAACAUCAUCUGUUAUGCAGCCUACUAUGAUGCAAUCAGUAAUUUCUGGUCUUCAACAGAGUCAGCCUCCUCCUGUUCAACAAUCAACGCAAUCCAUGCUUCAACAGCAUCCACACUCAGUCCUCAGGCAGCAGCAGCAACUCCAACAGCCUGCUAGCAUUCAUCAACAACAAACACAAAUGAUGCAGCAGCAACUGUUGCCCCCCCAGCAUCAGCAGCAGCAGCUAAUGGGCCAACAACCUAAUGGCACCAAUAUGCAGCAAAAUCAGUUAAUUGGACAACCAAACAAUGUUGGGGACAUACAGCAGCAGCAGCAGCAGCAGCAGAGAUUACUGAGCCAGCAGAAUAACCUUCAAAGUCUGCCUCAGCAGCAACAACACCAGCAGCAGCAGUUAAUGGCUCAGCAAAAUAACCUCCCCAGUGUACAUCAACAGCAAUUAGGCUCGCAAAGUAAUGUCCCUGGUUUACAGCAGCAGCAACAGCAGCAGUUGCUUGGUACCCAGAAUGGCAACUCAAGCAUGCAAACUAAUCAGCUCUCUAUGCACAUGAUGCAACAGCCCAAGGUUACAAUGCAGCAGCAAACUUCAACUAAUAUGUUGACAACUCAAGGGCAGCAGUCACAAACCCAGGUUCCACAGCAACAACUGAUGUCACAGAUCCAAUCACAGCCAACUCAGUUACAACAACAGAUGGGUUUGCCACAGCAGUCUAAUCCAUUACAACUAGAUCUGCAGCAAAGGCUCCAAGGAUCAAGUCAAGGACCGGGUUCCUUGCUUCAACAGCAGAAUGUAGUUGAUCAACAAAAGCAAUUGUAUCAAUCACAAAGACCUCUUCAAGAGGCAUCAUCAACAUCUGUGGAUUCAACUGCACAAACUGGACAUGCAAAUGGAGGUGAUUGGCAAGAGGAAGUCUACCAAAAGAUCAAAGUCAUGAAGGAACUGUACUUGCCCGAACUAAAUGAAAUGUACCAGAAAAUUGCUGCAAAGUUACAGCAGCAUGAUUCUCUUCCACAACAACCCAAGUCAGAGCAGCUCGAGAAGCUAAAAAUAUUUAAGGCCAUGUUAGAGCGCAUUUUAUCAUUCUUGCAAGUUUCCAAAAAUAAUAUUUUGCCUGGUUUUAAGGAGAAGUUGGGUUCUUAUGAGAAGCAGAUCACAAAUUUUAUAAAUACUAAUAGACCCAGAAAGCCUAUGCCAUCACUUCAACAAGGGCAACUUCCCCAAUCCCACAUCCAGCAACCACAAUCUCAAGUUCCUCAAAUUCAGUCCCAUGAAAAUCAAAUGAAUCCUCAAAUGCAAUCAGUGAACUUGCAAGGGUCUGUGCCAACAAUGCAGCAGAAUAAUAUGUCAAGUUUGCAGCAUAAUUCUCUGCCUUCUUUAUCAGGCUUUUCCUCAUCACAGCAAAACACGAUGAAUUCCCUGCAGCCAGCUUCCAAUUUAGAUUCAGGCCAAGGAAAUGCAUUGAGCUCAUUGCAACAGCCAGUAGUAGGUUCUCUACAACAGAAUAGUGGGAGUGCUCCCCAACAGGCCAGUAUAAAUAAUCUGUCAUCACAGAGUGGGUUAAAUAUGCUGCAGCCAAAUAUUUCCCUUCAGUCAAAUCCCAAUAUGCUUCAACAUCAGCAUCUAAAACAACAGCAAGAUCAGCAGAUCUUGCAGAGUCAACAGCUCAAACACCAAUUACAACAGCGCCAGAUGCAGCAACAGUUAAUGCAGAAGCAGCACUUAUUGCAGCAGCAGCAGCAGCAAUUGCACCAGCAGGCAAAGCAGCAGAUGCCUGCUCAAAUGCAGGGACAGCAAAUGCCUGCUCAAAUGCAGGGACAGCAAAUACAACAGGCACAUCAGAUGAAUGAUGUCAAUGAGAUUAAGAUCAGGCAGGGGAUGGGUGUUAAGCCAGGCUUUCAGCAGCAUCUCCCUGCUGGUCAGCGCACAGCUUAUUCCCAUCAACAGAUGAAAUCAGGAUCUUCGUUUACUAUGUCUUCUACUCAGCUGCUUCAGGCAGCCUCUCCUCAAUUAUCACAGCAUUCGUCUCCACAAGUUGAUCAGCAAAAUCUACAAACAUCUCUAACAAGAACUGGAACCCCUUUGCAGUCUGCAAAUUCUCCUUUCGUUAUCCCAUCUCCUUCAACUCCUUUAGCUCCAUCCCCUAUGCCAGGAGAUUCUGAGAAACAAAUAACUGGUAUUUCCUCACUUUCAAAUGCUGGAAAUGUUGGACAGCAACAAACAACUGGUGCUCAAGCUACAGCUCCAUCCCUUGCAUUUGGCACUCCUGGGAUGUCAGCUUCACCUUUGCUUGCAGAGUUUACUGGUUCUGAUGGUGCUCAUGGCAAUGCUUUGACCACUACUUCGGGCAAGUCAAGUGUCACAGAGCGACCUCUUGAGCGCCUGAUUAAAGCGGUUAAGUCUCUGUCCCCUAAUGCAUUGAGUGCCUCAGUCAGUGACAUUGGCUCAGUAGUUAGUAUGAUAGACAGAAUUGCUGGAUCAGCCCCAGGCAAUGGAUCUAGAGCUGCAGUUGGUGAGGAUUUGGUAGCAAUGACUAACUGUCGUCUUCAGGCAAUAAAUUUUAUCACCCAAGAUGGAAUGACUGGGACAAGAAAAAUGAAGCGAUAUACAAGUGCCAUGCCCUUAAAUGUUGUAUCAUCAGCUAGCAGCAUAAGUGACAGUUUUAAGCAGUUGAAUGGUCCAGAGACAUCUGAUUUGGAGUCUACUGCCACAUCAAGUGUCAAGAGGCCUAGAAUUGAGGCUAAUCAUGCCCUACUGGAAGAGAUACGGGAAAUAAAUCAGCGACUUAUAGACACAGUGGUGGAUAUUAGUGAGGAAGAUGUUGGUCCAACUGCAGCAGCUCCUUCUGCUGAAGGGAGUGAAGGAACCAUUGUUAAGUGUUCUUUUAGUGCUGUAGCUCUGAGUCCAAACUUGAAAUCGCAGUAUGCUUCAGCACAAAUGUCACCAAUUCAGCCCCUCAGAUUGCUUGUGCCUACAAAUUAUCCGAAUUGCUCCCCGAUACUAUUAGACAAAUUACCAGUUGAAAUCAGUAAGGAGUACGAGGAUCUUUCAGUAAAGGCAAAGUCAAGGUUUAGCAUUUCUCUCCGCAGCCUUUCACAACCUAUGUCACUUGGAGAAAUUGCAAGGACCUGGGAUGUUUGUGCUCGGGCAGUUAUCUCCGAUCAUGCGCAGCAGAGUGGAGGAGGAAGCUUCAGCUCUAAAUAUGGGACAUGGGAAAACUGCUUUAGUGCAGCAUGAUUCCUUUUUGAAGCUUAAUAAUCUGUCAGUAAGAUUAUUUUUGCAUUAAUGCAAUCUUUGGGAAAGUUUGUUGUGCCAUCAUAUGACCAGACAAGCAGUUGUGCAAGAAAAGGAACAUCCUGAAGAGUGAAGGCUUCUGGGGCUGUUUUGAAAUGUAUAUCCUGGAAUUAUCUGCACAUGUCUGUACUACGAUGACUAUCUGUACAUUAGAUUGAACAAAUGGAGGAUUAAGCAGAUGUAUAGUAGUUGGUAGCUAAUUGGUUAUUGCCUAUUUAGCUUGUAUUAUGAAUGGAUUGUGUCGCCAAACAAUGUAAUAUUUUUGUCUGUUGUGGGAUCUUUUCUUGUGGAUAAAGCUGCAUUUCAAGUGCGAAGCAAUUGAGAAAGGUUGUUGCUUUC